AUGUCCGACUACGCCUACUCCGACCCAGGAACACCCGACGCGUUCGAUGACCUCGAGGAUCUCCUCGACGAUGCCGAUCCCACUCCAGAUCUGGCCGACGAACUCGCCGCUCACGCUCUUGCUGACACAGUCUAUCCGCUUGACUAUGACCCCGGGUAUGAAAUGCAGGAGUACUACUCCGACUGGGAAUACUAUUCCGAUGACUACUACGAUGAUGAUCCGGCCAUUUUGCGACUGAAUCCGAUGGAUGGAGAGCCACCGAAGAAGAAGGUCAAAGCAUCAACAUUCAAUACAAGUAAAGCGAAAGGCAGGAAACGAAAGGCCGCUGAACUUGCGGAACCAGAAGAGGAUGGGCAUGAUCAACGCAAACUGUACAUCAUGACAGGCAGCAUGCAAGGCACCGUCUGGGCAACGCCUGUUCCGGUCAGAAACAACAUCUACCGCCCAGGUUCGGGGAAGAAGGUCGCCCUGCUGAAGGACUGGCGUGAGCGCUACAACUUGACUAGUCCACGGGAGAUUGCACAGUCAGGAGGUGUAAAGGUGCCGGAUCUGGCGAAAGACGAGAGUUGGGCCAAUGACUUGGGUCUGGCGGACAUGGGCCUGCUGACAGAGAGGGGAACGGCGACAGGAGGAGGCGAAGGUGGAGUUGCCGGCGAAGAAGGCGACGAAGAUGGAUGGGAAGACGAAGCGGAGGAGGGAGAAGGAGACGCAUCACGCCCGGCCGACAGCAUCGACGGAGACGGCGACUUGGACCUGACCGAUGACGGUCUCGAGUUCGAUGAAGAUGCCCUCAAAAUCCUGGAUGCAGCCAUGAACAGCACUUCUGCUGAUGGGUCACUCGACAUCAGCAAGCUGAACCUACCACCUGAGCAGCUCGCGGCCCUGCAAGCAGCAUUCGCACAAGCAGAAGCAGCCGAACAACAACAACAAAUGCCAACGCCUGCUCCCACACAGUCGCUUCAGCCAUCAGAGCCCGAGCCGACUUCGAAACGGCGCAAGAAGAACAAGCCGACGCACAAUCCUGCUGGCGCAAAGCUUGAGGUUCCUGCAGCGAUGCCACCUGCUGCCACUCUAACACUCACUGAAGAAGAACCAGUGAUCGAAGAGCUGCACCCAAAGCUCAACAAGGUGGGCAGAAAGAGGAAGGCUUCGACGUCGCCAGGGCCCGACGGAGACGAAACUCCUGAGAGCCCCGAUCUCGAUGGUGGUAGAGACCUGAAAAAGGAGCUGUCACCAUACGUGCCACGAGCAACAAGAAAGCAAGCCAACGGCCGCGCGACGAAACGCCAUGCAAGUGCUGCAAAGCGUUGA
This is a messenger RNA of Cyphellophora attinorum, 1311 nucleotides long. RefSeq lists its product as uncharacterized. The record is from RefSeq and is a predicted model, not a curated record. Lineage: Eukaryota; Fungi; Ascomycota; Eurotiomycetes; Chaetothyriales; Cyphellophoraceae. The transcript has a single exon. The coding region runs from base 1 to 1311 and encodes 436 amino acids.